AUGUCUUCCCCUAACGGCCUCGUCUGCUUCACGAACUGUUUGCUGCCGCUGGAGGAUGGGAGCCUCGUCGAGCGGGAUCUGUGGAUCGAUGAGCGUCGAGGAGUCAUCCUGGACUCACAGAAAACCUUCUUCUUGAGGAGGGAGCGUCCCGACAGAGUGAUCGACCUCGGAGGCAACAUCCUGAGCCCCGGGUUCAUGGAUAUCCAAAUUAAUGGUGCUUACGGCUUCGACUUCUCCGUGUACGACGGCGACGAUGAAGUAUACAGAGCUGGGAUGCGGCAUGUCGCCGAGAGAAUCAUCGAAACGGGUGUAACAUCCCUCGUCCCCACCAUUAUUACCCAAGAGAAGUCCCUCUACCCUAAGCUCUUGCACCUCCUGCGCCCCUUCGCAUCUCCUACAACCGCUACCCUUCUUGGAUGGCAUGCCGAGGGUCCCUUCAUUCAGAUGGCGAAACGGGGUGCGCACGCCCCACAAUUCCUCGUGCCCGCACGCGAGCGCUUCGCUUCGUUCGAGGAGCUGUACGGUGCCCAAAACCUUGUGGACCAGGAGGAUUGGCUCAUGGCCGAGGGCAAUGACGUCGGCGUGCGCAUUGUCACCGCCGCACCGGAGAUCGAGGGCGUCAUGCCCUCCAUCCCGGAGCUCAUCAAGCGCGGAGUUGUCUUCUCCAUAGGGCACAGUAUCGCGACGACGGACAUCGCAACACAUGCUGUAUACCACGGCGCGCGCCUCAUCACCCACCUCUUCAACGCGAUGCCGCAGCUGCACCACCGCGACCCGUCCAUCAUCGGUCUCCUCGGUGCCUCGCCCUCGCUCUACCCGUUCGCGUCCACCCCGGGGUCCCCCGCCUCGCCAGCCUCGCCCGCGUCGGGCUCCUGGCACGCGCGCCAGACGUCGCUGAGCAAGCGGCUCGCGCAGCUGCAGAUCGAAGGCCCAGGCUCCCCCGCGGCGGCACCGAAGGCGACGUCGGAGGCGUUCGACGACCAGCAGACGCCACCGCAGACGCCGAUCCUGCGCGCGCUCGCGAGCACGGACGACCUGAACCUGCGCAAGGGCAAGGUCGAGGAGGCGUUCGAACGGCCGUUCUACGAGCUCAUCGUGGACGGGAUCCACUCCCACCCGAACUCUGUCAGGCUGGCGUACUCUUCUUACCCCGACGGGUGCAUUCUGAUCACAGAUGCGAUGAAAAUCCUCGACCCGCACCUCCACGACGGCGUGCACGAGUGGCGCGACGGGAAGCGCUUCGUGAAGGAGGGCGACAAGCUCUACCUGGAGGGCACGGACACGCUCGCAGGGAGCGUGGUCACCCUGGACAAGUGCGUGCGCAACUUCUCGCGCUUCACGGGCUGCUCGCUCGGCGAGGCGAUCAAGUGCGCUACGUUCAACCCGGCAAGGUGCCUGGGGAUCGAGAACAAGAAGGGCACGCUGCGCUCUGGCGCGGACGCCGACCUUGUCGUGCUCGACCGCAAGGGCAACGUGCUCAGCACCUGGGUCAAGGGUAAGGAAGUUUGGACGAAGAACUGA
Molecule: messenger RNA, 1521 nt
Organism: Rhodofomes roseus
Lineage: Eukaryota; Fungi; Basidiomycota; Agaricomycetes; Polyporales; Fomitopsidaceae
Product: Metallo-dependent hydrolase
Exons: 10
Coding region: 1-1521 (506 amino acids)
Biological process (GO): N-acetylglucosamine catabolic process
Molecular function (GO): N-acetylglucosamine-6-phosphate deacetylase activity
Source: RefSeq, a predicted model, not a curated record